Molecule: messenger RNA, 2484 nt
Organism: Entrophospora sp. SA101
Lineage: Eukaryota; Fungi; Glomeromycota; Glomeromycetes; Entrophosporales; Entrophosporaceae
Source: the annotation of a GenBank genome assembly
AUGUUUAAUGGAAGAUGCAUUAUCAGCACAACUUUCGAAAGCAAUAUAUCAUAUGUUCUCAGGUUUAUGAUCAAUUGCAAAGUUACUGGGGCAAAUUGGAUUGAAUUACCACCAAAUACUUACACCAUUCGAGAAGAUUCACAAAAAUCUUCAACUUGUCAAUUAGAAGUGGAUAUAAAAUAUGAUAAAUUUAUUAGUCAUCCACCUGAAGAUGAAUGGUUGAAAAUUGCUCCAUUACGUAUUUUAAGUUUUGAUAUUGAAUGUGCAGGUCGUAAAGGUAUAUUCCCGGAAGCACAAAUAGAUCCUGUAAUUCAAAUAGCCAAUAUAGUCACAAUUCAAGGUGAAAAAACACCUUUUAUUAGAAAUGUUUUUACAUUGAAUUCUUGUGCCCCAAUUGUUGCAACAGAUGUAAUUGAAUUUUCUGAAGAGGCAAAAAUGUUACAAGCUUGGAGGGAUUUUGUCAUUAAAGUUGAUCCAGAUUUACUUAUUGGUUAUAAUAUAGCAAAUUUUGAUUUGCCUUACCUACUAGAUCGUGCUAAUCAUUUGAAUGUGACAAAAUUUUCUUAUCUAGGAAGAAUAAAAAAUGUCAAAUCUGAAGCAAAAGAUUCAAGAUUUUCAUCAAAAGCAUAUGGAACACGAAGAAUUCAAUUAGACUUGUUGCAAGUUAUGCAACGUGAACAUAAGUUAAGGUCUUAUACAUUGAAUUCAGUUUGUGCACAAUUUUUAGGUGAACAAAAGGAAGAUGUACAUCAUUCAAUAAUUACAGAUUUGCAUAAUGGAAAUGAAGAGACGCGGAGACGGCUAGCUGAUGCUUAUUUACCUCAAAGGCUUAUGGAUAAAUUAAUGUGUUUGAUUAAUUACAUGGAAAUGGCUCGUGUGACUGGGGUUCCUUUUAAUUAUUUAUUAUCUCGUGGUCAACAAAUUAAAGUUAUAUCACAGCUUUUUAGAAAAGCACAUGAAGAAGAUUUAGUCAUACCAGCUUUAAAAACAGAAGCUUCCGAUGAGCAAUUUGAAGGUGCAACUGUGAUUGAACCUUUGAAAGGAUUUUAUAAUGUUCCAAUUACUACUCUUGAUUUUACUUCUUUAUAUCCAUCCAUUAUGAUUGCACAUAAUUUAUGUUAUACCACAUUGUUGGAUAACAAUGAGAUUGAAAAUCUAAAAUUAAAGGGUGAUAUUGAUUAUAUAACAACUCCACAGAUCAAUGCUCGGUUUGUAAAAGCACAUCAUCGCAAAGGACUUUUGCCAACAAUUCUUGAAGAUUUACUUUCUGCACGUAAAAGGGCUAAAGCAGAUCUCAAAAAAGAAACAGAUCCUUUCAAAAGAGCUGUGUUUGAUGGACGUCAAUUAGCAUUGAAGAUAAGUGCAAAUUCUGUGUAUGGAUUUACUGGUGCAACAAUAGGUAAAUUGCCAUGCCUAGAAAUUUCUUCUAGUGUUACUGCAUAUGUAGAAAGUCAUUUUACAAUUGAAAAUAAUUACAAGCAUGAUGCUGUUGUGAUAUAUGGUGAUACUGACUCUAUUAUGGUUAAAUUUGGUGUAGAUAAUUUGGCUGAAGCAAUGGAAUUGGGCAAAAAAGCAGCUAAACAUGUGACAGAAAAUUUUAUUAAACCAAUUAAUUUGGAGUUUGAAAAGAUUUACUUUCCUUACCUAUUGGUUAAUAAAAAAAGAUAUGCUGGGCUGUAUUGGACUAACACAGAAAAAUGGGACAAGUUGGAUUCUAAAGGCAUUGAAACUGUAAGACGUGACAAUUGUCUUCUUGUUCAAAAUGUCAUAGAGACAUCCUUGAAAAAGAUAUUGAUUGACCGAGAUAUUGAAGGAGCUGAAACAUAUGUUAAGAAUGUUAUAUCUGAUUUAUUACAAAAUAAAAUUGAUAUGUCACAACUAGUAAUUACAAAAGCUUUAAGUAAAUCAGAGUAUAAUUCUAAACAACCACAUUCUGAACUUGCGGAGAGGAUGCACAAACGAGAUGCAGGUUCAGCUCCAACAAUUGGUGAUCGUGUUGCAUAUGUCAUUGUAAAAGGAACUAAAGGUGCUGCAGCAUAUGAAAAAUCAGAAGAUCCUAUAUAUGUUCUAGAAAAUAAUAUUCCGAUAGAUACUAAAUAUUAUUUAGACAACCAAUUAUCAAAUCCAUUAUCACGAAUAUUUGAACCAAUUCUUGAUAAAUUUAUAGUGGCAGGUAAUCAUACACGUGUCAUACAAGUAGCAACACCAUCUGUUGGUGGUUUGAUGAAAUUUACAGUUAAGACAGCUACAUGCCUAGGUUGUAAAACCCCUUUGAGCAAGACUGAUGCUGCAUUGGAUACCGUCACCAAAUUAGAAGUACAUUUUGCACGUUUAUGGACUCAAUGCCAAAGAUGUCAAGGAAGUUUACAUCAAGAUAUAUUAUGUAGUUCCAAAGAUUGUCCUAUAUGGUAUAUGAGAAAAAAAGCCCAAAAAGAUGUUCAAGAUGCAACAACUAUUACAGAGAGACUUAAUAAUGCGUGGUGA